This is a messenger RNA of Castor canadensis (American beaver), 657 nucleotides long. The record is from RefSeq and is a predicted model, not a curated record. NCBI's taxonomy places the organism in Eukaryota, Metazoa, Chordata, Mammalia, Rodentia, Castoridae.
AACACUAGUAGCCACAGCAGCGGUAGCAGCAGCGGCAGGAGCCGCAGCCCCGAGGGCGGCAUGGGGGAGGCGGCGCCCCCCGGCACUGCCGAGAUCGCGAACCCGACAGAGGAACCUUCUCUGCCACAGUCUGCCCCCAGCAUGGACAGUCCUAGUCUUCAAGAGCUUCAGCAGCCUCUGCUGGGGAAUACAGCCUGUGACACCCCUGUCCGGAAGCCUGGCAAACCUGAGCUGGGGCCCUCCUUAAGAGAGACAGCCUUUGCAGAGUCCCUGAAGGGUUGGCAGUUCCUACCACCACCUCUUCCCUCUGUGAGUGCUGGACUGGGGGAACCAGGACCCCCUGACCUUGAGGGCAUGUCAUCCAGUGAUAGUGACUCGGACUGGGGGGGUGACCGCCUCUCCCCACUUCUGCCCCACGACCACCUUGGCCUGGCAGUCUUCUCCAUGCUGUGUUGUUUUUGGCCUGUGGGCAUCGCUGCAUUUUGUCUGGCCCAGAAGACCAACAAGGCUUGGGCCAAGGGGGACGUCCAGGGGGCAGGGGCCGCCUCCCGCCGCGCCUUCGUGCUGGGGGUCCUCGCUGUCGGGCUGGGCCUGUGCACAUACGCGGCUGCCCUGGUGACCCUGGCUGCCUACCUUGCCUCCCGAGACCCACCCUAG